Messenger RNA from Kwoniella mangroviensis CBS 8507, 1170 nucleotides. RefSeq lists its product as uncharacterized. The coding region runs from base 1 to 1170 and encodes 389 amino acids. Gene Ontology annotation, cellular component: nucleus. Lineage: Eukaryota; Fungi; Basidiomycota; Tremellomycetes; Tremellales; Cryptococcaceae. The transcript has 2 exons. The record is from RefSeq and is a predicted model, not a curated record.
AUGUUCAUAUCCUCCAGAGCAUCUUCUUCUCGACUACGUCCCACGAUCUGUACGAUAUGUCGAUCCUUCACCUCUACUUCGGCAGUAUCAGUUAAAAGACCACAAAAACCAUACGAAGCACCCGUAGCCAAAAUCGAUGCUUAUGGGAAUAGGAUACCUAUCGAUUUUCAUUCUCUUGGUGAUAAAGCUGAAAUCAAGAGGAAGGAAUUCCUGGAGAGCCUGAGUGAGAGGAGAAGUAGGAGUUAUAUUGAAAAAUAUGGUAAUUCUGAAAAAUUCGGAUUAAGAAGAUCGUCCAAUCGAAAUUAUCAACGUGAUGAAGAUUUGGGCGAUAGAGCUAGGAAUUCGAACAGUGAUGGAGGAUUGUAUGAUGAGUUGGAAGCAGAAGAUUGGAGGGCCAAAAUUGGAAUCAAAUCAAGUUAUUAUACUACGAAAUCCUUGAAACCUGGUAGAAGGAAAUUUGAUAGAGCUAUGGAAAGUUAUAUGGAAGAAGCGAAAAGAUUGAAUCCGAAUGCUGAUCAAAUCAAAUUAGAAAAUGAAUAUAAGAAAGACCAAAAGAAGGGAAGAAAACAGAAAAUACCGGGUCUACCACCGCCUGGAAUGCAGAAUAAUAGGAGAGAUUCAAGAUUAACAGCGCCACACAGAAUCGGAUCAGAUCGAAAGAAAUUCAACAAUGAGAAUGACAGAGAUGAUAAAGGGUCGAAACUGUUUCUUAAAUCGCCCAAGAAGACUUUUGGGCUGAAUCUAAUUACAUUUUCAAACUCGAGAGGAGGAGGAUACCAAGGAGGGAACGAUCAUAAUCCUUCUUCGUCUUUAUCAGAACCCAAACAACCCAAAUCUUCUUCAAAAUACUGGCGUCCCACCAAGAAAUUGACAUACUCUGCAAUGGCAGGGUUACGAACACUGUACUCGAUGAAUCCCGAAAAAUUCAAUAGGCAGUUCUUGUCUGAAAAGUUCGGCAUUUCAAGAGAAGCUGUCACUAGAAUAUUGAAAUCUAAAUAUCGUUCGAAUUCAACAGAUGACGAGGGAUCCGGGUUAGGGUCAGGAUCAGGAUUGGUGAUACCUGGUGGGAAUGAUACGCUGAAAGGAACGAAGUGGGAUAGAAAUCCCGGUAGUUCAGAGGAGAUUAGUCCUGUACCUGCCAUAUUGAGAGCUUUUGGUCGGGACAAGUAA